Molecule: messenger RNA, 3554 nt
Organism: Oppiella nova
Lineage: Eukaryota; Metazoa; Arthropoda; Arachnida; Sarcoptiformes; Oppiidae
Source: the annotation of a GenBank genome assembly
GUGACACAAACACACGAAUAGGGCUUACAUUGAGUUGCAUUGCAUUGAGUGCUCAGUGGAUGUGAACAUCACUAGAGGUAUGAUUGCAUUCACACCGCUAUUACCCCUCCAAUAGCACUCCCGAAGACAUGAGACGAUAAGAUCACCGGCGAGUGUGGUGCGAGUGGUGAUCACAGCGAUGGUGAUCACAUACAGCGAUGCAAUACUGCGAGGAUUUGUGGCGCAAAUGUGUCGCGACAUGGGUUGGCACGCAUCGCACGCCUCCUCACUGGAAGUGUUGACCCAAAUCACGGAGCAAUACAUGAGACAAUUGGCCAAACAUUGUGUCCAAUACGCGAACCAUUGCGGACGACAGGCGCCCACUUUCGACGACAUCGGCCUCGCGCUCAACCACUUCAGCAUCGACUUGAAUGAACUCAAAGACUACAUCAAUAGCGUGGACUCGCAGCCCCUGGAGGUCGCCGUUCCCAAGUAUCCCAUCAGAAACGUGUCCAAUCGGGUCCUCACCCAUACGGCCCCCGAGGAGGACAGGCCUGAGUGGUAUUACGAAUGGAUGCCUCCAUUGCGUGAAUCGCGAGCGCCGGCUGUGGCUGACGAGAGCGGCGACGCCUCCAAACUCAACGAAGACCUCAAUAGCGAGAGUCUGAUGUCUCCGCCGUCGACCUCACAGUCGGCGCCGGACUUGGGCUCGACGUCACCCAAACGGCUCACCUCUGCAGUGGUCGACGGCUUGAGUUUCCUCCGCGAUCUGCAAACAAGUGUUGCGCAACGCGAGGGACGCCUACCGGACGCCCAGCGAGUGAUUGAGUCGGAGGAGAGCCGCGAGAAUACACCGGAAAGAGAGGUGAAAGUGGAGGAGAAGGUGAAGACCGAUGAGAAGAGCGACAAAAAGAAGGAAAGAAAGGAUAAGAAGAGGGAGAAGAAGGAGGCGAAGGACCUGAAGGCCGACAAACUGAAGCUCAAGACCAAGAAGUUUAAGAUUAAGGCAAUUGUCGGUAAGAAUAGAGACAAACAAAAGGAUGGAAAGGAGAGAAAGAAGUUGAAGAAUGUAUUGAAGAUCAAAGAGAUCGGAGGCGAGCGCUCCUAUUCGCCGCUCGCCAUCAAAGUCGUCGGUCUAUCGACGGGAACGCCUACCGCCACCUCCACGCCCACUAUGGCCCGAUCGCCGGCCAGUAUAGUGUCGCCCAACGAAGUGCUCAGAAAUACGAACGCGUCGUUUGACUCAUCCAUUGAGGCCGUCAUCGAUAGGGUGUGCGCUCACAGACCAGACACUGGUGUCACCCCAACCCUCUAUUCAAACGAUGAAUUGCCUAAAAAGAAGUAUAAACUGAAGAGAGAGGAGUCGACGGAUAAGUCGACCAAACGCUCCAAAAAGGAGAAGGGUUUGGAUGAGGUGUCUAUGAGUGAGACCAUCGAUGAAGUGGUGCGACAAUCGCACGCAGCCCUACUGUCCCCCCAUAAGCGCUCUCCGCACCCACACGUCCAGCAAACGCAUCCCAAUACGAGUCCCAAAGUGAAGGCCGAACACAUGUCUCCCAAUCCAAGCAAAUCGGAUCUCAGAGCCAACACACACUUCGAUGACGACGAGGCGGCAAAGACUUUGGUCCUAAUGGCCGGCGAGAAGACCGUGUCGUCGAAGUCGCGCAAAAAGCAUAAGCCAUCGGCCACUGCGACGGCCCCCUCAGCCACAGCCACCCCCUCCUCGCCGUCCAAUGACAACAGUUCAGUGUUUCAGUCGGCGAUGAGUUCUUUUCCCAAAGUGUCGCCCGGAAUGUCUCCCCUCUCGCCCACAAUAUACUCGCAGAACAACCCCUUCUUCCCGACGCCCCCACUCUUUGGACAGAUAUCUCCGCCACUGUUAACCCCCGUUCACGCGUCACCCCCGCAGUCAUACUCUGGUCCGCCGCCCACUCUCACGAAACCCAAGACGUUGGCCGAGAAGAAGGCGAUGCCUCCGGAGAUAAUGAACGCAAUAAACCCUCCGAUCGUUAAGAAAGAGAAGGAUAAGGAGAAUAAGACGGACCGCAAGGAGAAGGAAAGGGAGCGCAAGGAUAAGAAGGCGACGAAACCCAAUAAAAAUAACAAGAAAUUCAAGUCCAAGAAAACCAUUAGCGAUGACGACUCGUCCUCUGAGGAAGAAUUGAAGCCAAAAAUUAAUAUCAAAUUGGGAACGACAGCCAAAUCGCAGUCCUCAUCAGCCGUUAAGCUGUCUGUGAAGACGGCGGCCGACCGGAAGUCACCCGUGAAGACACUGUUGUCUCCCAAACAUAACGUUCCAAAUCAGGACGAGUUGUCCAAUAAGAAGAAAAGGGGUCCGAAGAAGAAGUUCGUGAAGGAAGAGCCCAAAGAAGACAAGUCUUGUAUUGUGAUCCGAGAGACCAUUACUGUGGAUACGGGCGAAGGGAACGGCAAAGUGUGGAUCUGUCCCACGUGUAAGCGACCUGACGAUGGAAGUCCUAUGAUUGGACGUGACGAACAGAGUGUGACCGUUGGUGUGGCCGCCAGUACUAAAGCAACCACUUCUUCAUCAAAUGCAACCAAUACUUCAUCCAUUAAAUCACCCACUUCUACAACAUAUAUAAUACCUAAGAAGGAGGUGCGGCCCACGCCCUCCAACAAGCCGCCAGCAAUGAGACCCAGGGGUCGCCCCCGAAAAGACUCGGUUUCGGUGACCCCUGCGGUCCCCAAGAAGAUCCAGAGUUCAGAUAAAUCGGACGAAGACUUGAGCGAUAGUAAGUCUAAAGCGAAUAAACAUAGAGAGCACAGAGAGAUGGACCGGAAAGGGAUGUUAGACAACGAGGACGACGAGUACAUAUGCCCGCAGUGCGAGAAGCCGGACGACGGCACGCCUAUGAUUGGGUGCGACCGGUGUGACCAAUGGUAUCACUGGCAGUGCGUCGGUAUCCUUACGGAGCCCAAAGCGGACUCCAAUUGGAUGUGUACGCGCUGUAAGAAAAAGAAACAGUCGGUGCCGCCGCCGCCCCCACCGCCCAAACCCGCGGUUGUCCACAAGACCUUGUCCACCUCACCCAUCAUAGCGCUCACCAAAUACAGCGGUGCCGGCGGUUCCUCGCAAUGGCAGUGCCCGACGUGUCGGCUCCCCGUCGACAACACCACGCCAUCCAUUUGCUGCGAUGACUGCGACCGUUGGUAUCACUUCAGUUGCGCCGCCAUUAAGGAGGCGCCCAAUGAGGAUGAGUCGUGGUUCUGCUACCAGUGCUAUGAGAAACAGGCGGCCAUUGCCUACAAGUUCGCUAAAGUCAAGCGUAUUUAACUUAACUCUGGAAAUGUCUAUUCAAUAAUUGGCGCACAAAUUGAUUAAUCGAUGGAUUAUUGGUUUCAUAAGUUUUCAUUCAUUAAUAUAUUAAUAAUAAUAAUAAUCAGACAAUUGGUUGCAAUAAAUGUCACACACUGUUCGUCACGUCGUUUUAGGAAGUUUUUCAAAUUAAUCAUUAAUUUAAUCAUUUAUAUGUAAAUUACUCUCACUUUACACGCGAUUUAUAUAUUUAUUAUACAAUAGAAGAGAAUUAGUUAUGAAUUUAAUUAUUAUAUAU